AAAAGUAAAAUUAUUAUUUUCAAUUAUAUUUUAGGUGUAACAACGAUGCUCAACUUUUUCACCACGUCGAAUGGCUUCCGGGGAACGCUGCCCGUCGUUUCGAACUUGACUGCCAUGAACGUAUGGGACGGCGUGUGCAUGUGCUUCAUCUACGCGAGUCUUCUCGAGUUUGUCUGCGUGAAUUACGUCGGUCGCAAACGGCCGAUGCACAACGUUGUCUAUCGUCCGGGCGAGAAUCCCGUCACCCAGGUAUUUUGCUGAUUGAUAUAUUUUCGAUAAUUUUAUUCGACGCAUGAGGCGUAAAUCGCAUUUCCAUCGCAGAUACUCAGCGAUGUGAAUUCGAAUGGGACCGAAUACUGCCUUUUUCACGUAAUUAACACAAAUUCACGGAAAGAACGAUUUUGCUGAAUCCAGAUCUGAAAAUAAUUUUUGUUCAAUAAUCG
This is a messenger RNA of Wasmannia auropunctata (little fire ant), 443 nucleotides long. Its product is annotated as glycine receptor subunit alpha-4-like. The record is from RefSeq and is a predicted model, not a curated record. Gene Ontology annotation, cellular component: membrane. The annotation marks the transcript as partial. Gene Ontology annotation, biological process: monoatomic ion transmembrane transport. Gene Ontology annotation, molecular function: monoatomic ion channel activity; transmembrane signaling receptor activity. The transcript has a single exon. NCBI's taxonomy places the organism in Eukaryota, Metazoa, Arthropoda, Insecta, Hymenoptera, Formicidae.